Messenger RNA from Helianthus annuus (common sunflower), 3348 nucleotides. RefSeq names its product condensin complex subunit 3-like. Lineage: Eukaryota; Viridiplantae; Streptophyta; Magnoliopsida; Asterales; Asteraceae. Gene Ontology annotation, biological process: mitotic chromosome condensation. Gene Ontology annotation, cellular component: condensin complex; condensed chromosome. The record is from RefSeq and is a predicted model, not a curated record. The transcript is spliced from 11 exons. The coding region runs from base 53 to 3136 and encodes 1027 amino acids.
AGAUACACAAGUAAGUUUCAGAAUCACGCUCCUCUGGUAUCUACAAUCCACAAUGGCCGUUGAAGUUCCUGAAGAAAACCUUUUGAUUCAGAAGAUCGCUAGGGUUUUCGACGAAGCCAAAUCAUCUCGAGCAUCACACAUCCGCAAGCUCAAAGAUCUCUCAGCUCUCCGUUCAUCCAUUCAAACCGCUCAAUUCUUCUCAGCUUUCUCCAAAACCCUAACUCCUAUUUUCACUACACAGCGUCGUUUUGCUUCGGUCGAGCGGAUUGUUCAGUUCGUUGCUGUUUUCGCCUGCUUACGCGAUCCGAACCACUCCGAGGACUGCGAUGCCUUUUUCGAACAGUUUCUUCGGUUUCUUGUUGCUGGUACUGGUGCUGCUAACAGAACUGCUAGGUUUAGGGCUUGCCAGAUCAUUUCGGAGAUCAUAAUGCGAUUGCCGGACGAUGCAGAAGUCAGUGAUGAGUUAUGGGAUGAGGUGAUUGAUUGCAUUAAGGUGCGGGUGGGAGACAAGGUUCCCAUAAUCCGCACAUUUUCAGUCAGGGCUUUAUCUCGUUUCGCAAAUGAUGCAGAGAACAGUGACAUUCUUGAUUUAUUACUCGAAACAUUACCUUUAGAACAGAAUCCAGAUGUUCGUAAAACCAUACUGCUGUCUUUACCACCCUCUAACGUAACAUCCAUUGCAAUAAUUAACUGCACUCUGGAUGUGAGCGAAUCCGUGCGUAAAACAGCUUAUGCUGUUUUAGCCAGUAAAUUCCCUCUUCAGAGCCUGAGUAUUAAGCAGAGGACAAUCAUACUCCAGAGAGGACUCUCUGACCGUUCUGCAGCUGUGACCAAAGAGUGUAUUAAACUAAUGAAAGACGAGUGGCUUAUGAAGUCGUGCAACGGAGACCCAGUUGAGCUUCUCAAGUAUCUUGAUGUUGAAACAUACGAAUCCAUUGGGGUGUCCGUCAUGGAUGCGCUGUUGAAGGCUGGACUGGUAAAGUUGCAUAGUGGUUUAAGUAUCAAGCAAUUCAUAUCAUCAGAUAACAAUACAACUGAAGGGUGCUCUACUCAACUAAUGGAUGCAGAAGUUGCUUUGUAUCUGAGGACUUUAUGCAAGCAUUUACAGACAGAGGCACAGGCAAAGGGCUCUGAUGCCGCCAUGACAUCUGGCACUGAAGCUGCAGUAUACGCAUCAGAAGCGUCAGAUAGUAACGAUCUUUUGGAAAAGAUUCUUCCUGAAUCAGUUUCCGAGUAUAUCGCGUUGGUUAAAGCUCAUAUUGUUGCUGGACAAACUAAUCGGUUUACCGCUCGCCAACUUCUUCUGCUCGGGUCAAUGCUUGAUUUCUCCGACGCUUCAAAUCGUAAGGUUGCCGCAGUCUUCGUGGUAGAAUUACUAAACAGCCCUCUGCAGCACGAGGUAGAUGACGACGGGAACAAAGUAGUUAUAGGAGACGGGAUUAGUCUAGGUGGUGAACGAGAAUGGUCUGAUGCAGUGUCGGGGCUGGCUAAAAAAGUACACGCCGCUCAAGGAGAAUUCGAGCAAGUCGUUUUCUCAGUUGUUGCUGAGCUGGCACAACCUUGCAGAGAAAGAACAGCAGAUUUCUUGGAUUGGAUGCAUUGUCUUUCUGUCGUCGGUCUUCUUUUGGAACACACGAAAUCUUUACGUUGGAUGCAUGGAAACUCCAUUGAACCCGCUGAGUUACUGCACUCCUUGCUACUUCCAGGGGCCAAACAUAUCCAUUUGGAUGUUCAGAGAGCUGCUGUUCGGUGUUUAGGUCUUUUCGGACUAUUGGAACGCGUUCCGAGUGAAGAUUUAGUAAAACAGUUACGGCUUUCCUUCGUUAAGGGACCAUGUUUAGUUAGUAGCAUGGCUAGUAAAGCUUUGAUGGAUCUUGCCACGUGGCACGGGCCCCUGGAAGUUGAUAAAGCCACAAACCGGAAUCUAUCCUCACAGUUUAAAGACCAUAUGAAAACUAUCCACCCUGUUGACUGGAGUGAUACAAAUGAAGACCUGGACAUAGAAUUAAUCGAUCUGCUAUACGCAGGGUUUGGCCGAAGCGAUUUCGCUCAACCAGUUGAUGCUGAUGAGAAUGAGUCUGUUCAUGCAGUUCUCGCAGAAGGAUUUGCAAAGAUCCUACUCUUGAGUGAGAACUACCCGACAGUUUCGGUUUCAUCACAUCCCAUACGUUUGAGCAAGCUCAUCAGCCUUUAUUUCAGUAGCCGAACGUCUGAGCUACAGAGGUUAAAGCAGUGCUUGUCUGUUUUCUUUGAGCAUUAUCCAUCUCUUUCAUUGAAUCACAAGAAUUGUAUAUGUAAGGCGUUUCUUCCUGUCAUGCGUUCGAUGUGGCCGGGAAUCAAUGGUACGACAGGUGGAUCAAACGUGGUUGUGUCCAACAUGCGCAAGCGUGCAAUCCAAGCUUCUCGUUUUAUGCUGCAGAUGUUACAGGCUCCGUUAUAUCCAAAAGAGGUUGACCAAAACGAAAACAACUUGCCAGACCAGAACGACUCUGGUUAUGGAGAAGAAGGGCUUGCUAUAUGUAUUGCGGCCGAGAUCUUGAGUUUCCAGAAGAAGAAAAAUGCUGCAGAGAAAUCUUAUGUUUCAGCUAUUUGUAAAAUACUCGUAUCGCUUCGUUUUAAACAAACGGAACAAGUGGCUGUAAAGUUAAUGAGGCGGCUCAUGAGUCGUGUAGCUGAAGCCGUAUCUGCAGAUAAGGAUGCGUUAAAAGAGCUAAAACAAAUGUCAGAACAUCUUAAGGCAUCUGAUACAUCCCCAGAUGAACCAUUGCAGCCAGAGCAAGCUAAUCUUUUAUUAGGGAAGUUGGAUGUGCAAAUGGACAUCGAUGGUGAUGAGUCGUGUUUGGAAGUGGAGCCCACACCGUUGCCAAAGUCCACUAGGCCCGUGAGGGGAAGGAGACGGGCAAGGCAGGAAAAAGAAUCAUCUUCGGAUGAAGAAGACGAGACUUGUUAUAACAGCGUUGCUCCUGCGAAUCCUGUAAUGGCGAGUGUUAGAUCGCAAAGGGCGUGUAAGUCUGCUGCUUUGUCUAAAUUGCUUUCAACCACUAAACCGGAUAAGAUUGUCGACGAUGAGGAUGAAGUUGAGGAUGAUGAUGACGGUGAUGAGUCAGCAGUUACAUCUGACGACGACUCUGAAUAAUAAUAUAUUUAAGUAUGUUUUUGUUAAUGUUGUCAUCUUUGUGUUUGAGAUAGCAGAUGUAUAACUAUAAGCUGGUUGUAUAUAUGGGACAAUCAGCUAACAGUUUGAAUUUACACUUUGCAUACUCUCUUUGUGAAGUGGAAGUAUUUAGUGUUGUACCUUAAAUAUCUUUGAAUUAUUAUUGUUUUUUUGGUAGAAACCCAUUAUUUCUA